Camelina sativa (false flax) is the source of this 1779-nucleotide messenger RNA. The record is from RefSeq and is a predicted model, not a curated record. Lineage: Eukaryota; Viridiplantae; Streptophyta; Magnoliopsida; Brassicales; Brassicaceae.
AUGGAACCAAAUACUGAUGGUACAGGUACAAGUAAGAACAUCAUGUUGGAUACUAAGAGAUAUGAAUAUUGGAAAGUUCGAAUGACACAACUCAUUAUAGGCCAAGGAGAAGAUGCAUGGACAGCUGUUGAAGAAGGAUGGGAACCUCCGUUUGAUACAACAGAAGAUGAAGUUAAAAUUCCAAAACCUAAGGCCAGAUGGACGAUUGACGAGACGAAUCUGUCAAAAUUCAAUGCAAGAGCCAUGAAUGCCAUUUUCUCUGGUGUGGAUGAAGAUGAGUUCAAACUCAUUCAAGGAUGCAAGUCUGCAAAACAAGCCUGGGAUAUUCUCCAACAAUCUCAUGAAGGAACGUCAAAUGAAACAAUAGUGAAGUUUAGCUCAAAGCUCAGUGCCAUAGCGAAUGAAGCUGAAGUGCUUGGAAAGACCUACAAGGAUCAAAAACUGGUGAAGAAACUGUUGAGGUGUCUUCCAGCCAAAUUUGCUGCUCACAAGGCUGUAAUGAGGGUAGCUGGGAACACUGAGUCAAUGACUUUUGCUGAACUGGUCGGGUUACUAAAAUCUGAAGAAAUGGAAGCUGAUGAAGACAAAGUCAAACCAUCUAAAAGCAUUGCUUUUCAGGCCGAUCAAAAACCUGCUCAGUUUCAAAAAAUCAAAGAUAGCAUGUCCUUGUUGGUCAGAAAUUUUGGUAAAGCCUUAAAAAAGGUUGAGAGAAACAACAACAGAGACACACGGUGUUGGAGUAAUACAGAAGGAGACAAACCAGGUGGUAGAGCAUCAAAACCAGAUGCUGAAUAUUCUGGUAAGAGAAAGGAGAUUCAGUGCUAUGAAUGUGGAGGCUAUGGUCAUAUCAAACCUGAAUGUCCUGUAACCAAACGGAAUGAGUUGAAGUGCUUUGAGUGCAAAGGCAUGGGACACACAAAGUUUGAAUGUCCUAACAAAACCAAGUCAAAGGAGAAAUCCUUGUUGAGCUUCAGUGACUCUGAGUCUGAUGAGGAAGGGGAAGAACUGCUCAACUUUGUUGCCUUCACAGUCAGUGGAGAUAAUGUUCAAACAGGUGAUGGGUCUGAUUCAGAGAGUGACGAAGAAAUCAAUCCCAAGGAGGAAGAAAAAUUAUCCUAUGAAGAUGCAACAGAAAAGGUUAAUCAUAUUCCACUCAAGGCUGAUGAUCAAACAACUGAAGCACUUCUUCAGAAACUAAGCAACCUUCAAGAAGAGUAUUACAAAGAAAAAGGAAGAGCCUUAGUACUUGAAAAGGAGUUGAAUGAGAAACACAAGCAGAUCAGGAUGCUGAACAGUGGAACUAAGGAUCUAAACAAGAUUUUGUCCAUGGGAAGAAUAGAUGCCACACACAGAGGUCUAGGGUAUCAAAGAAAUACUAGAACCUCAAGUGAUCUGACAGUCCAACCUGUGAACUUCGUGAGUGUCAAUCACCUAGAAAAAGAAGCAGAUAUAUCUACUAACUUGAAGAAAGAAAUGUCGGUGAUAACGAGAUCAGAGAAAAGUCAGAAUCAUUCUUUGAAGGAUCAUCACAAGGGGGUCAUAAGGAGAAGAACUUAUGGGUGUGAUCACUGUGGUGGCAAUCAUCAAAGAGAACAUUGUUACAGUUUCAGGAAGAAGAUCAAUCUGUUGUGGAAUCUCAAUAAGUGCUACUUGGAACCAACGAAGUUCUGCUCUGUGUGGAUCUCGAAGAAAGACUUGUACAGUGAUCUGUUUACAGAAAGAUCAAAUUUCAACCUAAUGAAGAUGUAUGAAGAUGAUAAUGAGAUCUACACAAGAUGA